Anopheles stephensi (Asian malaria mosquito) is the source of this 1268-nucleotide messenger RNA. It is a transcript of the gene HHEX, whose product is annotated as hematopoietically-expressed homeobox protein HHEX. Gene Ontology annotation, molecular function: DNA-binding transcription factor activity, RNA polymerase II-specific; RNA polymerase II cis-regulatory region sequence-specific DNA binding. The record is from RefSeq and is a predicted model, not a curated record. The coding region runs from base 74 to 1090 and encodes 338 amino acids. Gene Ontology annotation, biological process: cell differentiation; regulation of transcription by RNA polymerase II. The transcript is spliced from 3 exons. NCBI's taxonomy places the organism in Eukaryota, Metazoa, Arthropoda, Insecta, Diptera, Culicidae.
GAUGUGAUGUGUUAAACGCAGUGUUUGCAGAACAAAGUUAAAGUUGAAACAUUAAGGUCCAAAGCAACCACCGAUGCCUGAAACGAGUGAACAGAAAAUGAAAAUGGGUUCGUCGAAGCGCAAAUCGUCCUUCCGGAUUGAUGACAUACUGCACCAGCAGCGCGUGGAACAGCAGAAUCUGCUCUACCAGUAUCAGCAUGCUGGCCGGAUGGCCGGUGCCAGCACCACGGCCAGUGAGACCGGCUCAGUACACUCGGCGGGACAUGUUAGCACGGGCGGCAGUUACAGCAGUACCCUGCAGAGUCAUACCGUCGUGCCGGAUUGCAGUAGUACACCGCCGGGAUCGCCCGUCCUUCCGUCACCGCUAGCCGUCAGUGUGCCGAGUACUAAUAAUGGUGGUGGGGGCUCGGUACGGUCGGAAUCGCCCAAAAAGCCCACCGCCAUGUAUCCGGGACUGCUGGACUUUUCCAAAAACGUCAUACCGAUCCCGCUACAGUUCGGCAUGCCGGCGUUCAAUCCGCUCAAUGCCGCCUACCUGGAGCAUUACGCGAACGUGUUACACAAAGCAUCACCACGUGUUUGGCCGUUCUAUCCACACCCGUACAGCUAUCUACUUCCUACCUGCGGCUCCAAGCGUAAAGGUGGCCAGGUCCGGUUCACGCCCCAGCAGACGCAAAGUUUGGAGAAGCGGUUCUCCAACCACAAGUACCUGUCGCCGGAAGAUCGUCGAAAUCUGGCGAUUCAGCUAAAGCUAAGCGAUCGACAGGUCAAAACAUGGUUCCAAAACCGACGGGCUAAAUGGCGAAGGGCCAACAGCGGUUGCCAAUCGACGGACGGCCAUGGAACGUCGGACGGUAUGGGAGAUGUGACAGUGAAAAUGUCAUCCGGUACGGGUACUACUGGAGCUUCGAACCGGGCGCCAAAAUACUCCAGCGAAAACGAGGAAGAUGAUGGUGGCGAUGAAGGUGGUGUGCCGAGGUUCCGUGGCCGUAGGACUUCCUCCUCGAUGGAUAGCUAUUCGGAGCGCGGUUCGAGCGAAGAGCGGGACGAUGAGGAUGACGAUCCUGCGGCACCGAUCGAUGUAAUAUAGUGCCCGGGUUUUGCUGUGUCGUGCAAUCCUCCCGUUGAGCAUACGUUUGCUGUGUGAAUUCGAAUUAAGCAUGUGACAGAGAAUGCCUAGCGUUACGUUAGAUAGCCAGUGCUCUAGUGGUUCUGUAAGGUGAACUGAAUAAAUGUAAGAAUAGCCGUUACCUUUAAAAGCUUUAAAA